Messenger RNA from Camelina sativa (false flax), 1974 nucleotides. RefSeq lists its product as uncharacterized. Gene Ontology annotation, biological process: positive regulation of transcription by RNA polymerase II. Lineage: Eukaryota; Viridiplantae; Streptophyta; Magnoliopsida; Brassicales; Brassicaceae. Gene Ontology annotation, cellular component: NSL complex; MLL1 complex; Ino80 complex. Gene Ontology annotation, molecular function: protein binding; G-quadruplex RNA binding. The record is from RefSeq and is a predicted model, not a curated record.
UAUACAGACAGUCUCAGCUCUUCUCCUUCGGUUUAAGAAGAAAGCAUAAACCAAGCUCUUCUCUUCCAGUUCAACAAUGGAAGGUCUUCGAGAAUCUCAGCAUCUCUUCGUCAAUAAGAACCACGUCGAUGGUUCUGUCAAAAUAAUUCCUGGUGAAGAUGAAACAUCAGAGAGUUCAAAUCCAAAAAGAAAAGUUGAAAGCCUCUUUUGUGUCAUGAGAAAGAGAACUUGUAGGCACAAGUAUGUAAAUGAUGAUGAUGAUGAUGAUGAUGAUGAUAUGUUUCUGGAGUUAGAUAGUAAUGCACAGAUAGGUGUUGAUGGUGAAAGUGACUUCUGGUUUGAAAAUCUUGGGGAUAAUCCUUUAGAUGAGGGUUUGGUUGUAGACGAAUGCUGCUGUGGCAGUGACACAGACCUAUCUGAAUGUUCUGAAUUUGAUGUUAUAUCAGAACAUGUUCUAGACGACAGUGAUUUGUUCACCGGAUGGAAAUUUCUGUCUGUAUGGUCUGAUGAGGAUGAGGGAACUCUGGUUAGUAAGUGUUCUUCAGAAACUUUGAAUUCUAUCUUGUUGUUAUCUCCUGAUGAGAAUGGUGCAAGGUUUAGUCAUAGCAAUGACACCUCUCUCUUCCAUUCUGAACGGAAAGAAGAUCAUAUAUUAUGUGUCCCUGGGGAUUGUGAUGAUAUUUUGGAGUGCUGUGUCAGCAAAGAAGAUCCAGUAGUCCCAUGCAGUUCUGAUAUCUUCGAGAAUGAUGGCGAUAAUUCAGCUGCAAAUGAGUUUAGUUGUGGAGAUGUCAUCAACAUGCAGGGGUCUAUGGAGCUAAUGUGCAUUGAUGAUGAUGAGCUUAUGCCGUAUGAACCAGUACCGCUCUGCAUUGUUCCUCCUAAUGGUUGGGAAAGCAAUUUGCCAGAAACCUGUUCACUUCAUCAGAUUGACUGUGAGUACAACGGUCAUGAUGAUAAUAUUGGUCUUGAAGUCUCUCCAUUACCUUUAACAAAAACUCUUGAAAGACCUAGUAGGCCCUGGUCAGUUUGUGGCUCUAUAGCUGCAGUCAGAAACUUGCCUCUAAUGGAAGAUAGCUCAGAUGCCUGUAGAUCUUUGGGUGAACAGUUAGAUGUAAAUGUUAAUAGCUCUGAGGACAAGUACGCAGAACUUGCUCAAACCCCAUCAACUCUAUAUCAGGAAGAAGUGGAUGGUGAAGAUGAGAUUGACAUUGAUGCAAUGAUUCACAAACUGAAUCUAGUCCCAGAUGAUUCAGAUUCAUGCUUCAACAGGGAAGAAUGGAACACGUCUAAGCACCCAAGACAUGCAUUAAUUGGAUUGGAACAGUGCACAAGAACUUCAUUGCGGAGAGCAAUUAUGUUUCAUGGGGCAAUUGCUGUCCUGCAUUGUCGUCAUUCAAAGCAUUUUGUCAGAAAACACGAGGUGAUUAUUGGGAGAUCAUCUGAUGGCUUGAAUGUUGACAUUGACUUGGGUAAAUAUAAUUAUAGGAGCAAGAUAUCUCGGCGUCAGGCAUUGGUUAAGCUAGAGAACAACGGAUCAUUCUCUCUAAAGAACCUUGGAAAGCAACAUAUCCUUGUAAAUGGAGAAAAAAUCGAUCCAGGACAGAUUGUAACCCUCACAUCGUGUAGUUCAAUUGAUAUCAGAGGAAUAACAUUUAUGUUCAAAGUUAACGAAGAAGCAGUGAGACAGUUCUUGAAGACCAACACAAGGAGAAAGAGUGAGGAUGACACCAAAUUCAGAUGGUGCGGAUAGAUUCUGACAUUCUGUUAAUACCUUCUGCUCUACCAUUCUCUGCAUAGUCUUAAUUAUUUAUAAAUCCCACCUGGCUUAGUAUCAGGAGUUUAGUCGAGUGAUCCCAUCGUAUCAGUGUUAAUGCCUUGAAGAUUUAAACUAUUGUAUAGAGUUCCCUAAGUUCUUCAAAUUAACAUUUCAUUACAUUUUGACCAAAUCUCUAUCAGAAAGAUCUGUUCUGUACC